Molecule: messenger RNA, 1159 nt
Organism: Daktulosphaira vitifoliae (grape phylloxera)
Lineage: Eukaryota; Metazoa; Arthropoda; Insecta; Hemiptera; Phylloxeridae
Gene: Taf10
Product: transcription initiation factor TFIID subunit 10
Exons: 3
Coding region: 147-488 (113 amino acids)
Biological process (GO): transcription initiation at RNA polymerase II promoter
Cellular component (GO): transcription factor TFIID complex; nucleus; SAGA complex
Molecular function (GO): RNA polymerase II general transcription initiation factor activity; promoter-specific chromatin binding
Source: RefSeq, a predicted model, not a curated record
UAUCUUUAAAUAUUCACUUUUAUUAUUGAAUUAGUAAUUAUUUAUAAAUUAAACUAUUUUUUCAGGUAUUCAUUAGAUACCUUUACAUUGAUCAAAUUAUAAAAAAAAUUAAUUAUUUUUUAUAUUACUCAUUAUUAAGUAGCAACAUGCCAGUAGCAGAAGAAACUGUUUCUAUAUCUGAUGUAAUUAUCCAACUUCAAGACUACAGUCCUACAAUACCAGAUGCCAUUACUGCUGCUAUAUGUUCUGAAGCUGGAUUUGAAACAAGUGAUCCCCGAAUUAUUAGACUGAUAUCAAUUGCAUCUCAAAAAUUCAUUGCGGAUAUAGCCAAUGAUGCAUUACAACAUUGUCGAGUUAGAAUGGCAACUAUGCCAACAAAAUCAGGAAAAGUUCCUAAAGACCGUAAAUUCACUUUAACUAUGGAAGAUUUAACACCAGCACUUAAUGAAUAUGGAAUUGUAGUUCGAAAACCACCAUAUUUUGUUUAAUAGGACAACUAAUUACUAUCAUUUUUUUUAGACCUUAAAAUAAAAUAAUGAUACCUUUAUCCAUAAAUUCUUGUAUACAAUAAUGUAUUUGUACCUCAUUAAAAUGAAUAUUUUUUAAUUAACAAUAUUUUAUUGUGUGCAAUAAUAUAGUCAACAAAUUCUAAUAGAUGUUUGAUAUUUAUUAUGCUUUGGUAUAUAAUCGCUAGGUUAUAAUAGGUCUCAGUAAAAUUAAAACUUUCUUUUUUUAUAAUUAUAUUUUAACUUUGGUAUUUAUAAUGUAUCAAUAAAUAUAUUAUUUAAUAAUUGCAUUUAAAAAUUGGUUUUAUAUUUCAAGUUUGCAAGUUUUAUAAGUAUUUAACUCGUAAUCUAUACAUAUUUAUAAUAACUGUAUGUAAUAUUAUUUAAACUAACUAAAACAAGUUUUAAAGUAUGUUUUAGGAAUUUUUUGUAUUAAUGUCUAGGUUAAUUCAAUCCGUAGGAGAGGGCAAGAGAAUUCUGUUCUAUCAAUGAUGUUCUCAAGUAUUUCCAAACAUUUUAGUAGUGUAUUAAUACUUAAAAUGCUUCAAAUUGUAUUAGAAUUAUACUUCUCUUUGCGUUUUUUUAUCAUUUUUAUACCUGUAGUCAAUUAUAAUGGCUAUUUCAAGAAUAUAACAUUUUUUCAUUAAUUACUA